AUGCCUGCUCAGCAGGAGCUUUUCCUUGGGCAGAGGCAGAUUGCCAGCUCUCCCUUAACUUUGAGAAACAUUGCACUGGCUGAUGAGAGCAUCUACUUGAUUGGGCAUUUUGGUGUUGAAUUUGAUACAGCUUUCUGUGUCAAAUUUGAUACAGUGACUGCGAGCACAGGGUAUCAUGGCAAGCAGCAUGAUAAGCAGCAUGUCUCGGCUCCCUCUGCUGGUGGCUCCUUUCCCGUUCAUGCACACAACAGCGUUGAUGAAGAUGAAGUGACAGCAGAGGAACCCAGUGUGGCUGUUCCAGAUGAGACCCCAGCAUGCCACCUGAUGGGAAAAGUUCUUCACAUGGGAAAACUGGCUAUGGAAACUCAGGAGCACAGUAUAGUGCACUUUCUGAUCCGGGCAGGUUCCCUGGUAGAUGAGCACAUACUUAGUGGAUGCACAGCCGUGGAUUUGCAGAUUGACUGGUGUGUCAACAGUAUCUCAUCCACUGUUUGUGAGGCUGCAGUACUGUGGAAAGGGGAUUUUCCUGCCGUUGAUGUAAGUUAUCAACAAGAAUUCUGGUCUUUAAUCCUGCAGCAGAAAUACAGAGAAGAGUUUUCAGAGAGAAUGGCUAUAUCUCACGUAAAUGUGUCUCAGGGUCUGUUGACAUUCAGGGAUGUGGCUGUGGACUUUUCCCAGGAGGAAUGGGAAUGUCUGGAUUCCUCCUGGAGGGCCCUUUGCAUUGAUGUGAUGAUGGAUAAUUAUAACAAUCUGGUUUUUGUAGAAAAACAUCAAUGUGGUGAACGUGUCAAAGUCUUGAGUGAAGGAUCACAGCAUACUGGCUAUCACCCUGUGAAUAUCCAAGAGAGGUCACAUAAAUGUAAUGAGAUUGGGAAAAUGGCCUCUAAAACUGUCCAAUGUACACGUUAUAACACAAGUGACCUUACAACGAACUGCAACAAAUAUGGAUGUCGUAACCAGAGGGAUGCCUGUACUGAUUCUACAGUCCUCAAGAAUGAUGAAAGUGGGAACACUGGUGAAGAACUUCUCAAGUAUAAAGACUGGAAGAAAUGGUUAAAUGUGUGUUCCAUCAUUAGUCAGAGAAUUCGCACUAGCGAGGAACAGCGCAAAAUUACAGACUAUGGUAAACCAUUUGACUCUAAACAUAUACCGAUGCUGAAACCAAUCUCUAGUAUAGAGAAAACAUACCAAUGCAAGAAAUGUGGAAAAUGCUUCACGUCAUAUUUGAGUUUCAGCAAACAUGAUAGCUCUCAUUCUGGAAAGAAAUCCUAUCAAUGUAAAGAAUGUGGUAAGUGCCUUAGCACAUUGUAUCAGGUUGAAAACCAUUAUAAAAUCCAUCGUAGAGAGGGACCUUACAAAUGUAGUGAAUGUGGAAAAUGUUUUAUUCAAAAAAACAAACUUGGGGCACAUCAGAGAAUAUGUAUGAAACAAAAAACUUACAAAUGUAAUGCAUGUGGGAAGUCUUUUACAUGUGCAUAUCAUCUCCAAGUGCAUGAGAGGAUGCAUACAGGAGAGAAACUUUACAAGUGCAACCAAUGUGAGAAAUCCUUUAUGUUUGCUUCUCAUUUUAAAUUACAUCAGAGAAGCCACACAGGAGAGACACCUUACAAAUGUAGUGAAUGUCAGACAUCCUUUACACAGGCUUCAAAUCUUAGGAAACAUCAGAUCAUUCAUACAAGGAAGGAACUUUACAAAUGUAGUGUUUGUGAGAAAUCCUUUACAUGUGUCUCACAUCUUAGACAACAUCGGUUAAUUCACAGAGGAGAGAAAGCUUUUAAAUGCAGUGAUUGUGAUAAAUCCUUUACACAUGCCUGUUUUCUUAAAGUACAUCAGAGAGCUCACACGGGGGAGAGACCUUACAAAUGUAGUGAAUGUGACAAAUCCUUUUCGAACAUAUCUAAUCUUAGAAAUCAUCAGAGAAUUCAUACAGAUCAUCAACCUUACAAAUGUAGUGAAUGUGACAAAUCCUUUAAAUGUGCCUCUAACUUUGGAGUACAUCAGAGAAUUCAUAUGGGACACAAACCUUACAAAUGUAGUGAAUGUGAGAAAUCCUUCACACAGAGUUCAAAUCUUACACAGCAUCAGAGAAUUCAUGCAGGAGAGAAACCUUACCACUGUAGCGAAUGUGCGAAAGCCUUCACACGUUCUUCUCAUCUUAGAAGACAUCAGAGAAUCCACAUAGGAGAGAAACCAUACAAGUGUGGUAAAUGUGAUAAGUGCUUUUUCCAGAAAGACCAACUUGUGACACAUCAGAGAAUUCAUACAGAAGAGAAACGUUUCAAAUGUAGUCAUUGUGAGAAAUGCUUUGUGCGUGUCUCUCGUCUCAGAGCACACCAGAGAACUCAUACAGGAGAGAAACCUUUCAAAUGUACUGACUGCCAGAAAUCCUAUGCAGGUCUGAACAGUCUCAGAGAACAUGAGAAAACUCAUAAGGCAGAGAAACCUUUCAAAUGUACUGACUGUGGGAAAUCCUUCACGCGUGCCUUUUGUCUUUCAGUACAUCGAAGAAUUCAUACAGGAGAAAAGCCGUACAAAUGCAGUGAAUGUGAGAAAUCCUUUAGGCAGAUUUCAAAUCUUAACCAGCAUCAGAAAAUGCAUACAGGAGAGAAACCUUACAAAUGCAGUGAAUGUGAGAAAUCUUUUGCACAUGUAUCAAGUUUUACAAAUCAUCAAAGAAUGCAUACAGGAGAAAAAACCUUACAAAUGUAA
Messenger RNA from Microtus ochrogaster (prairie vole), 2709 nucleotides. RefSeq names its product zinc finger protein 420-like. The coding region runs from base 1 to 2709 and encodes 902 amino acids. Gene Ontology annotation, molecular function: RNA polymerase II cis-regulatory region sequence-specific DNA binding; DNA-binding transcription factor activity, RNA polymerase II-specific. Gene Ontology annotation, biological process: regulation of transcription by RNA polymerase II. The transcript is spliced from 7 exons. NCBI's taxonomy places the organism in Eukaryota, Metazoa, Chordata, Mammalia, Rodentia, Cricetidae. The record is from RefSeq and is a predicted model, not a curated record.